Mucor velutinosus is the source of this 882-nucleotide messenger RNA. RefSeq lists its product as uncharacterized. Gene Ontology annotation, molecular function: phosphatase activity; magnesium ion binding. The coding region runs from base 1 to 882 and encodes 293 amino acids. Gene Ontology annotation, cellular component: cytosol. The transcript is spliced from 4 exons. Lineage: Eukaryota; Fungi; Mucoromycota; Mucoromycetes; Mucorales; Mucoraceae. The record is from RefSeq and is a predicted model, not a curated record.
AUGUCCCCUACUGCACUUGCUACCCCUCCCAGCUUCUCACAUAUCAAGAUGGUCGCUUCCGAUCUUGAUGGCACUCUUAUUGUUGGAAAGAAUUUCAAUGGUGGUAAAAUGACUGAUCGUACCGUCAAGGUUCUCCAAGCAUUGGAAAAUAGAGGUAUUCCCAUUGCUAUGGCUUCUGGUCGUCCUCCCAGAUCCAUGGUUCCUUUGGUCAACCAAGCUGGGCUCAAGCACCCUUAUAUCAUCAGUUGUAAUGGUGGUAUUGUUCUUGAUAGUGUCACCAAGGAAGUGAUUCGCAAGUACUCUAUUGAUACUGAAGCCGUUCGUGAGUUGAUCAAGGAAGUAAAGGCUCAUUUUGGUAACGAUGAUAUUCUGAUCGGUGGUGAGUCUGGCACCAGCUUCCGUUGUGAAGAAGCCUAUGCUCAAAAGCGUUGGGAUUGGGUUGGCAAGGUUUACAACCGUAUUGAUGAUCUUCAUUAUUUGGCUGAUGAAAACAACUCUAUUGAGAAGCUCAUGAUUUUGCAUCGUGAGUGGCCUGCUGAUGAAUUGUUCUACUAUCUUCAAAAGAAUGUGCUGACCGAUCCCAAAUGGAAGAGCAUGAUCCACUAUACCUUCUCCAGUCCUUACUUUGUCGAAGUCUCUGCUGUUGGUGUGUGCAAAGCAACUGCCCUUAAGGAUCUCGUCGAUAAGCUUAAUGUCAAGCCCUUUGAACUCAUUGCUUUCGGUGAUAUGCCAAAUGAUUGUGAGAUGCUCGAAUUUGCUGGUACUGGUGUUGCUAUGGGCAAUGCUCAUCAGAGUGUCAAGGACAUUGCCGACCUGAUUACUGCUGAUAACGACAAGGAUGGCGUCGCCGUCGUUUUAGAGCAAGUCAACGAGCAGCUUUAA